AUGGGGACCUUCACGACCGUCGCACUUGUGGUGCUCUUCAUCUCCUUCAUGACAUUUGUAGCCUUCUUUGGCCGUCUCCCAGCGCUCAGGCGCACCCCCAUAGCAUGGCUCCACCGGUUCCUGUGGGCCACACUGCCAAACUCGCUCCUGGCCCUGGACCGGAAGAUCACCUCCGGGCGUCUGUCGUCUUCCAUGCGCCGUUUUGGUAACUAUAUGAUGUACGACAGACAUCCGACUGUCUUGAUAUUCUUCAUAUCGCUUCUCGUCGGCGGUGAAUACAUGUACCUGCCCACCGUCUGGCCACAGCUUGGGUCUCUCCAGAAGGCCGUCGCUGUGCCGGCCAUCGCUUGUCCAUACAUAUUCCUCUACCUCUCCGCAGCAUCGGACCCGGGCUACAUCACACCCGAGAACCACGUCGAGCAGAUGGCUCACUAUCCCUACGACUUCACUCUCUUCCACCCCGGUGCACACUGCCGCACAUGCCGGCUCCUGAAACCCGCAAGGUCAAAGCACUGCACUGUUUGCAAGCACUGCAUCGCAAAGGCGGACCAUCACUGCAUUUUCAUCAACGGCUGCGUUGGCGAGGGCAACCUGCACUGGUUCAUCCUUCUCCUAUUCAGCACUGCAUUUUUGACAGCCUAUGGCUCAUACAUCGGCCUGUCCCUGCUCAGCGCCAAGAUGAAGGCGCGUUCCCCAGACUUCUCCAUCUGGCCGCCCUCAGCCAAGGGCUGUACCUGGACCGCAUACUUUAUUGUCUGGACCUGGGGUCUGCAGGACAACGUCGGAAUGGGGAGCGUGACCAUGUUGACGGCGCUUACGUCCCCGCUCGUGUGGGGCCUCUUCUUGUACAAUCUGUACAUGGUCUACGCAGGCACCACGACCAACGAGUCCAUGAAGUGGUCCGACUGGAAGCUCGAGAUUGACGAGGGCUUCGCCUUCAAGCGGCGCAUGAGCCUGGCGCGUCAAAAGGACCUCCGCAACGAGCCUGCGUGGACUAGGUGGCCGCACGAGGCCGAGCAGAUCCUGAUCCGGACCGAGAGCGGGAACCCGCCCAGGGCGGACAGCACCAACAUCCCCGGCGUCGGCGAGUGGGAACGGCCCAAGAGUCUGCGGGAGGUGGAUAACCUGUACGAUUUGGGUUUCUGGGAGAACCUUCGCGAGGUGUUCUGGCCCAGAUACCGUUUUUCGGGUGGCGGCAUACCUGUCAGCGAGCGAGUUGGGCGGAAUGGGCUCAAAAGGAUGAAUUCGUAG
Molecule: messenger RNA, 1251 nt
Organism: Diaporthe batatas
Lineage: Eukaryota; Fungi; Ascomycota; Sordariomycetes; Diaporthales; Diaporthaceae
Product: palmitoyltransferase SWF1
Exons: 2
Coding region: 1-1251 (416 amino acids)
Biological process (GO): peptidyl-L-cysteine S-palmitoylation; protein targeting to membrane
Cellular component (GO): endoplasmic reticulum; Golgi apparatus
Molecular function (GO): protein-cysteine S-palmitoyltransferase activity
Source: RefSeq, a predicted model, not a curated record